AUGACGGCAUCAAGCGGGAGCAACGUUCCACCCGCGAAACGGCGCAAGCUUGACCACGGAGCCAGAGGCGAGGCUGAAGGCACAGGUGUGACAUCUGCAAGCUUGAGCAGACCUGUCAGCCCGCCAGUGUCAAGACGCAAAUCGCCCACAUCAGCUUCGACAGCUUCAACAUCGCUGCUUGUACCUGCGCCAACUUGGGGUUUCGAUGACGUACCCAAACAAAUAUUGACGCCUCCACCUUCGCAACCACCGCGAGCAUCGAAGUCAGCCAAUCAGAAUACUGCAGCGCAAGAAGACGGAUUGAAGCCAAAGAGGGACCACAGGGUCGCUGGCGAUAACACUAAAUGUGUUCCUUCGCCCUUUCAACUCACCAAGAUUCGAGAUGUGGCGCCACAUCAAAAUGAGGGCACUGUUGAACUCAAGUAUAUCCUGGGUGAUCCUUUAAUCAAAGAAUGCUGGAACUUCAACUUCCUGUUCGACCUUGACUUUGUUAUGCAACAAUUCCAUGAAGAUGUCCGGGACAUGGUCAGGAUCAAAAUCAUACAUGGUUUCUGGAGACGAGAUGAUGAGCGGCGGAUCCAUAUGAUGGAGACAGCAGAACGAUACCCGAAUAUGGAACUCAUCAAUGCAUACCUACCAGACCCAUUUGGGACUCAUCAUUCGAAGAUGCUCAUUCUCUUUUGGCACGAUGAGCGUGCGCAAGUUAUCAUUCACACUGCCAAUAUGAUCUCAAAGGACUGGACAAAUAUGACGCAAGCAGUGUGGAGAUCGCCACUUCUGGAGCUCUCACGUGUGCCUCUGGAUAUGGGACCACAUGCUAUUGGCAGUGGUCUUCGGUUCCACAUCGAUCUACGUCGUUACUUACUCCAGUAUGAGAAGAAGUUGCAGAAGCUGGUUGGCCAGCUUUCCGCGUACAACUUCUCCCCCAUCAAAGCUGCGUUCUUGGGAAGCGCCCCAUCACGACAAGUCGCCAGUGAGGCAAAGCCAGUGCUUCAGACUUCUUUCGGCUGGCUGGGGCUACAGGAGAUUCUGAAUAGCAUACCUCUUACAGCUCGAAGGGACCCUAAGAAGCGACCACACAUCGUAUUGCAAGUCUCGUCAAUAGCAACACUGGGCGCAGCUCCAGCAUGGCUGUCACACUUCCAAUCCGUCCUCUCUCGUGCGCGCACUCCACAGCAGCUACCAAACGCCCCCAAGCCAAAGUUCAACAUCAUCUUCCCCACCGCAGAAGAAGUACGCACCUCCCUCGACGGCUAUGAGUCCGGCGGCUCGAUCCACGUCAAACUCCAAUCUGCACAGCAGAAAAAGCAACUACAAUACAUGCACCCUCUGCUUUGCCACUGGAAAGACUCUUCACCCUCCUCCCCCAGCAUGGCUCCAGAGACAAAGAGAGAAGCACAUCGUGGCCCAGCAGCACCGCAUAUCAAGACGUAUUUCCGUUUCGCAGACGAGACGCACAGAAGCAUCGAUUGGGCACUUGUGACCAGUGCAAAUCUGAGUAAGCAGGCGUGGGGCGAUGUGGUGAAUAAGCAGGGUGAGGUGAGGAUUCAGAGCUAUGAGACGGGUGUGCUGGUCUGGCCGGAUCUGUUCAAAGGCUCAGAUGAAGGGGAUGAGUCUGAAGCUACUAUGGUCCCGACGUUUGGAAGAGACAUGCCUGAUACCAACGACGGUACUGAGGAGGUACCAGAGUUGGAGCAGAACAUGGGACAUGGUCGAGCAGAUACGGAGGACGAAGAGACCGGAGACAAGAACCUUGGUCCCAUCGAUGACGACGAGGAAACGGAAGAUGAGGACGAGGAAUACCUUCGUUGCAGCAACGCGGUGCAGUCGAAGGGAAAAGGAAAGCUCGUUCUACGCAGCAAGAAGCGCAUCGUCAUCGGCCUGCGCAUGCCAUACGAUUUACCCCUCAGCCCGUAUGGCGCGAAAGACGUACCCUGGUGCGCGACCCAGACAUACACAGAGCCGGACUGGAAGGGCCGGACAUGGGGCGCCUUCCAACCCCGUUGA
This is a messenger RNA of Didymella exigua CBS 183.55, 2007 nucleotides long. RefSeq names its product phospholipase D/nuclease. The record is from RefSeq and is a predicted model, not a curated record. NCBI's taxonomy places the organism in Eukaryota, Fungi, Ascomycota, Dothideomycetes, Pleosporales, Didymellaceae. The transcript is spliced from 3 exons. Gene Ontology annotation, molecular function: 3'-tyrosyl-DNA phosphodiesterase activity; double-stranded DNA binding; single-stranded DNA binding. Gene Ontology annotation, biological process: single strand break repair; double-strand break repair. Gene Ontology annotation, cellular component: nucleus. Bases 1 to 2007 code for a protein of 668 amino acids.